AAAAUAAAGCCAAAUAGCACAUAGGUCGAUCACUACAUGGGCAUAUUCAGAAAUUACAUGGAACCAAUACGCCUUGUGGACUGGAUAUUGGAUAGCAUGCGAAAAGUCAGUUACGUGAGAAAGAAGCAUGUAGAAGAGGAUUCUAGUCAACAAUGGUAGAUAUUAUUUUAGUGUUGUGCAUCUACCCGUCCAACUCAUUUAUCAGCAUGCAAAUUUUGCAGUCAAUUUUCACCACCAAACUCAACUGGCACCAUCAUAUGUGAACACAAUGCUAAAUGAUCACACACAUCAGAUAUUCACAGUUGGAUAUCUUUGAAAUAGAAGUUAGGCACCACUAUCCCAUCUAAAAUCAUAUAUAAUUAUAUAUAAUGUAAUCCUUCAGUCAAUAAUGGAUGGAGGACAUCACAUUAGGCAUCUCCACCAAUAUUCGACAGUAUAAAGUAACCAAGCACAUAAUAUGUGAUUGACCUGAGAAAAUGAAGUCAACUCAAAGUUCUGACUAAGAAACAAUGCAGCAGCUGAUUCAUACCUUCCUUCCCAGAGUUAGAAAACAGUUUUCAUUUGGGCAAAAAGAAGUAGGCACAAUCAUUGGAAUAUACGAAUAUAAGACAAGUGUGUGCCUGCCUGCACUUAAAAUGCCAUAAGCAAGAGAAAGCCACAGCACGAACAGCAAGAUGAUCCGCUUGUUUGCUCCAUGCCCAAAAUUCAUUCCACUCUUGGCUGUUUUCAUCAUCUCAUGCUCUCUGCCAUUAGCAAUCAGCGAUGACACUGAUACUGAUAGAGAAGCCCUGCUCUGCUUCAAGUCUCAAAUCUCUGAUCCAAACGGAUCCUUAAGCUCAUGGAGCAACACUUCCCAGAACUUCUGCAACUGGCAGGGUGUUUCAUGCAACAACACCCAGACCCAACUCCGAGUCAUGGCGCUCAACGUCAGCUCCAAAGGCCUCAGUGGUUCAAUACCACCUUGCAUUGCCAAUCUGAGCUCCAUCACAAGCCUUGACUUAUCAAGAAACGCGUUCCUUGGAAAAAUUCCAAGUGAGCUCGGACGCUUGAGACAAAUCAGCUACCUGAACUUGAGCAUCAACUCUCUUGAAGGUGACAUACCACCAUUGUUGGGCAGUAGCCCAUCUUUUGUAUAUGUUAAUCUUGGGGGCAAUCAGCUCACAGGAGGAAUCCCAGAGUUCUUGGCAAAUAGCUCAUCCCUUCAAGUGCUUAGGCUCACACAAAAUAGUCUUACAGGGGAGAUCCCUCCAGCCCUCUUCAACAGCUCCACAUUGAGAACCAUUUACCUGGACCGUAACAACUUAGUUGGUUCCAUACCACCUGUUACAGCAAUUGCUGCACCUAUUCAAUACCUUACUUUAGAGCAGAAUAAACUCACAGGAGGGAUACCAGCCUCACUGGGCAACCUUUCUUCCUUGGUUCAUGUUUCUUUAAAAGCAAAUAACUUGGUGGGGAGCAUCCCUGAGAGCCUAAGUAAGAUCCCAACCCUAGAGAGGCUAGUUCUCACAUACAACAAUUUGUCUGGUCAUGUGCCACAGGCUAUUUUCAACAUAUCAUCUUUGAAAUAUCUUAGCAUGGCCAAUAACUCACUCAUCGGCCAACUACCACCAGAUAUAGGCAACAGACUUCCAAACCUUGAAGCAUUAAUCCUAUCAACAACACAGUUAAAUGGGCCGAUCCCAGCUUCUCUUCGCAAUAUGUCCAAGCUAGAAAUGGUUUAUCUUGCUGCUGCUGGUCUCACUGGUAUAGUGCCAUCUUUUGGAUCCUUGCCAAACUUGCAGGACCUUGAUCUUGGAUACAACCAGCUUGAAGCAGGGGACUGGAGCUUCCUCUCAUCCCUUGCAAACUGCACUCAACUGAAAAAGUUGGCCUUGGAUGCAAAUUUUCUCCAAGGAACCUUGCCUAGCUCAGUCGGUAAUCUUCCCUCACAGCUCAACUGGUUGUGGCUCAGGCAAAACAGACUUUCUGGGGCAAUUCCAUCAGAGAUUGGUAAUCUUAAGAGUCUCAGUGUUCUGUAUUUGGAUGAGAAUAUGUUUAGUGGGAGCAUCCCACCUACCAUUGGAAAUCUUAGCAACUUACUGGUUCUAAGCUUGGCACAAAAUAACCUCUCAGGCCUUAUUCCUGAUUCUAUUGGCAACCUUGCCCAACUAACCGAGUUUCAUCUAGAUGGGAACAACUUCAAUGGGAGCAUACCUUCAAACUUAGGGCAGUGGAGACAAUUAGAGAAGCUUGAUUUGUCCCACAAUUCAUUCGGUGAAAGCCUGCCAAGUGAGGUCUUCAACAUUUCUUCCCUGUCACAAAGUUUGGACUUGUCCCACAAUUUGUUUACUGGGCCCAUACCACUAGAAAUUGGCAACCUCAUAAAUCUUGGAAGCAUCAGUAUUUCAAACAAUCGCUUGACCGGGGAAAUACCGUCCACUCUAGGGAAUUGCGUGCUUUUGGAAUACCUUCACAUGGAAGGGAACCUUCUUACUGGAAGCAUUCCACAAUCUUUCAUGAACUUAAAAAGCAUCAAGGAGCUGGAUCUCUCUCGUAACAGCUUGUCAGGAAAAGUUCCAGAGUUCCUCACUCUCUUAAGUUCUUUGCAGAAACUCAACCUUUCAUUCAAUGACUUUGAAGGGCCAAUACCAUCAAAUGGUGUCUUUGGUAAUGCUAGCAGGGCUAUCUUGGACGGAAACUACAGAUUGUGUGUGAAUGAUCCAGGGUAUAGCCUGCCCCUUUGCCGUGAAUCAGGAUCACAAAGUAAACACAAGUCUACUAUUUUGAAAAUAGUAAUUCCAAUCGCAGUGUCUGUUGUAAUUUUAUUGUUAUGUUUAAUGGCUGUUCUCAUCAAGAGAAGAAAACAAAAACCAUCUUUGCAGCAAUCCAGUGUGAACAUGAGAAAGAUAUCAUAUGAAGAUAUUGCCAAUGCAACAGAUGGGUUCUCUCCCACAAAUUUGGUUGGUUUGGGAUCCUUUGGGGCUGUUUACAAGGGCAUGUUGCCGUUUGAGACCAAUCCAGUUGCUAUUAAGGUUUUCGAUCUUAACAAGUACGGAGCACCCACAAGCUUCAAUGCGGAGUGCGAGGCAUUAAGAUAUAUUCGCCAUCGAAAUCUUGUCAAAAUCAUUACUUUAUGCUCUACGAUUGAUCCAAAUGGCUAUGAUUUUAAAGCACUUGUCUUUCAGUAUAUGCCAAAUGGAAGUCUGGAAAUGUGGCUACAUCCAGAGGACCAUGGACAUGGUAAAAAGAGAUUCCUAACUUUGGGUGAAAGGAUUAGCUUAGCCUUGGACAUUGCAUACGCUUUAGAUUAUCUUCACAACCAGUGUGUAUCCCCACUAAUACAUUGUGACAUCAAACCAAGCAAUGUUCUUUUGGAUCUUGAAAUGACUGCAUAUGUCAGUGACUUUGGGUUGGCAAGAUUUAUGGGUGCUAAUUCAACAGCAGCGCCUGGUAACUCUACAAGUUUGGCUGACUUAAAAGGAUCCAUUGGAUAUAUUGCACCAGAGUACGGAAUGGGUGGGCAAAUAUCAACGAAGGGUGAUGUCUACAGCUAUGGAGUGUUGUUGUUAGAGAUAUUAACUGGAAAGCGUCCAACUGAUGAAAAAUUCAAUGAUGGUUUGAGCCUCCACGAUCGUGUGGAUGCUGCAUUUCCCCACAGAGUAACUGAGAUUUUAGACCCCAACAUGCUACACAAUGAUUUGGAUGGUGGAAACUCCGAACUGAUGCAAAGUUGUGUCCUCCCAUUGGUUAAGGUGGCCCUCAUGUGCUCCAUGGCAUCACCAAAAGACCGGUUAGGGAUGGCACAAGUUUCUACUGAACUACAGUCCAUCAAGCAAGCAUUCCUUGAGCUUUCCAGUGGAGGAAAAGUAGUGUGAAUAACUCCCCGGUGGUGUGCAAAGCUAUGUUGCUUUGCAACUACUGUGUAAGGCUACUUCUAUUACCAUAACUAAGCCUAUAUAUAAACA
Oryza sativa Japonica Group (Japanese rice) is the source of this 3944-nucleotide messenger RNA. The record is from RefSeq and is a predicted model, not a curated record. Lineage: Eukaryota; Viridiplantae; Streptophyta; Magnoliopsida; Poales; Poaceae.